Messenger RNA from Cuscuta campestris, 932 nucleotides. NCBI's taxonomy places the organism in Eukaryota, Viridiplantae, Streptophyta, Magnoliopsida, Solanales, Convolvulaceae. The record is from the annotation of a GenBank genome assembly.
AUCACUCAAUAAUACAAACCCUAGUUGCCCCUGUGGAUGUAGUUUCUCACUUGGGGGAACACGAAGAUGCUCCAGCCUCCCAUGGUGCUAGACCCUGCCUACCUGGAUGAACGAGGGCACUGGCAGGACAUUGAUGAGUUUCUGUACGACCCAAAAUGGAGGAUCCUGCUGUUCCUGCAAGCACCAGCAAGCCUGGAAGUCACCAUCGAGUUUCUUUGCUCUCUCCGCUUCCUCAAUAACGGAGAGGAAUUGGAUCCGGAGUUCGAUGUUAAGAAAUUCUGGCAGGCUCACGGGUAUGGGCGAUUUCACAGUGGAGCAAGCAUAGCUAGGAAUUGGGUCCGUCCGUCUUGGAGAAUUUUACACCAUGCAUUGACUCAUAGCUAUUUUGGCCGCUCUCACAGCUCUGAUGUGGUGUUUGAUUCUGAUAUGCUAUUUUUCUGGAGUCUGGAAGCGCGCGAACCAGUCAAUCUAGCAACUUUUGUGGCUCGAUUCCUAUUUGCUCAGUCGACUAGCAACCACCAGUUUGUCUUAUGUGGGCCAAUGGUUACGCUUCUGGCCCGAGGAUUAUGUAUGACAGUCCCCAAUGUUCUCCCAGAGACUGCAAGCAUAUUCCGACCAUCGACAAGGUAUUUGGCCCAGAUUGCUUAUAAUAAGGAAGACAAGGAGGCACGUCCGAGAAGGCAGCAUGCAAUCCCCAUGACCCUUCGCGAGCUUUCGCAGGCUAUGUUUGCAUUCCAAGAUUCUGUAGACUCUCGCUUAAGGAGCAUGGAGACGCUCCUUCUCACACAGCAAUGGCAGGUGGAGGAAAUACUUGAAUACACCCGGGAGCAAGGAACAAAGAAGGCUGAGCAUAAGGAAGGUCCUAAACAAGGCAAACGUCAGGGAUAGUGAGAUCCCUAAUUUCUUAAAACUGCAUUCAGAACAUCAUUUUU